This is a messenger RNA of Fulmarus glacialis (Northern fulmar), 465 nucleotides long. RefSeq names its product chromosome unknown open reading frame, human C1orf50. The record is from RefSeq and is a predicted model, not a curated record. The transcript is spliced from 3 exons. Lineage: Eukaryota; Metazoa; Chordata; Aves; Procellariiformes; Procellariidae. The coding region runs from base 1 to 465 and encodes 154 amino acids.
AUGGCAAGGUCCGAAGGGCCGCGGCUCUUCCCCAUCCUGAACAAACCUCGUUCUUCCUCACAGGCGGACGACUUCAUCCGAGCGAACGCCUGCAAUAAAUUGACCGUCAUCGCCGAGCAGAUCCGGUACUUGCAGGAGCAGGCUCGAAAGGUCUUGGAUGAAGCUAACAGAGAUGCUGAUCUGCACCAUGUGGCCUGCAACAUCGUGAAGAAGCCAGGAAACAUUUACUACAUGUACAGACGGGAGAGUGGCCAGCGAUACUUCUCCAUCCUGUCUCCCAAGGAAUGGGGGACCAGUCCCCACGAAUUUCUUGGUGCCUAUAAGCUCCAGCACGACAUGUCCUGGACUCCGUUUGAGGACAUUGAGAGACGAGAUGCUGAAAUAAACAUCCUGGAUAAGCUGCUGAGCCGGCAGGCAGCGCUGCCCCCGUGUACAGAGCCCAACUUCCAGGGCCUCACCAAGUGA